Molecule: messenger RNA, 5502 nt
Organism: Lytechinus variegatus (green sea urchin)
Lineage: Eukaryota; Metazoa; Echinodermata; Echinoidea; Temnopleuroida; Toxopneustidae
Product: endoplasmic reticulum mannosyl-oligosaccharide 1,2-alpha-mannosidase-like
Exons: 12
Coding region: 492-2603 (703 amino acids)
Biological process (GO): carbohydrate metabolic process; N-glycan processing
Cellular component (GO): membrane; endoplasmic reticulum
Molecular function (GO): mannosyl-oligosaccharide 1,2-alpha-mannosidase activity; calcium ion binding
Source: RefSeq, a predicted model, not a curated record
CCGAUUUUGUAAUACAGAAAAUUACACGUCGAAUCGAUGGUCUUGAAAGAAACCAACAAAAAAAGCAGCAGAGACGUAAUUAUUGACAUUGCAAAACGAUGAAGGAUAUCUAUAUCUUUGUUUGUCUGAUAGCUGAUGAAGAUUCUCAGACCAAGAGGUCGUUGAAAAGCUGAAGCGAGGUUGGAGUUAAUUUAUUUUGGACCUCAAUCGAUUAUCAUCAUCGACUGACUGAAGCGUGAUCAGAUAUCUAACAGAAACCUACCCGGAGAGCUCGGCGUAGAAGGCGGGAGAGGUACGCUGCUCAUUCCGCAGUCGAGCAAGGGACGCAGGCCAGCUCCAUCUAGGCCCAGCCCCAGGGCACUUGCAUGAAUAAUGCGACAAAUGUCCGAUACUGAGUCCGACUCCUGAACUCUACUGCUCAGUGUGUAAAAAGUUAUAUUAUUUUACUGGUUUCACUGUUAGAAUAGGCUUUACCAACAGAGGGCAUCAUCAUGCUGCCAUUCACAAACAAAGCAACGAUAGUAGAUUAUGAUAACAACAAAGCCAGGAGAACACAGUCUUGUUGGAGGAUAUGGAGGAGGUUAUCUCGUCUCCAGAGGAAGGUUGUCAUGGUGAUACUCCUUAUCGGUGUUCUUGCCAGCUUUGUUGUUUUCAGACAUUUUGUGCUUGACGAAACCAAGGACAGAGGGUUAGAUGACAAUCCCCUUGCAAGGAAAGAUGAAGAGAAUAAAGAUUGGUUAGGGAUCGGAGGAGGGGGGCAGGAGGGGCAUGAUCCUGUCAAUGACGAUUUCAACCCAGGAGUAGGAGAUGAGUUGGAGAAGGACAAAGGUUUCAAGGGUAGGCCAGGGAAGAGGGGUCCACCCAAAUUGGGAGGCCAGCCAAUCAGAGAUCGGGAUACAGAUGGUGGAGACCCCGCAGAGAUGAACCAACCAAUCAGAGACGAGGACACAGAGCUUGCAGACGGAGAGAGGGUCUUGCCCCAUCUCGGCAUCCAAGUCCCACCGGAUGUAGUCAAGGAAGGGGUGAGGAAUAAUGAGGAUGAUGUGUACAUAGCAGACAACAUCAGCGAUGACGACAAUGAUGAUGGAGAAGAAUAUGAUAUAGAUCGUUCGGACGUGGGCGCUGCCGCGGGUGCCCUAGGGGAGAAUGAUGAGAAAGAAGUAGUGAUACCUUUUCCAGACAAUGAGGAAAGAAAUCUUGGCAAUAAUGAUCCUCAUUCAAUGUAUGGUGCAAAGAAUGAUCGUCAGCGUGCCGUGGUGGAUGCCUUCAAACAUGCCUGGAAAGCUUACAAGGCUCAUGCUUGGGGGCAUGAUGAACUCAAACCAAUCAGCAAAAAAUGGAGUGAAUGGUUCACUCUUAGCUUGACCAUGGUGGACAGUCUGGAUACAAUGGUCAUCAUGGGCUUGACCGAUGAGUUUCAAGAGGCUCGGGAUCAUAUAGCACAGAUGAGCGUAACUCCUAACAAAGACGUUAAUUUAUUUGAGACAACAAUCCGAGUUUUAGGGAGCUUUCUCAGUACCUACCAUCUCACUGGUGAUGAUAUGUUUCUUCAAAAAGCUGUGGUACUAGGUGACAGCCUACUGCGUUGUUUCCAGAGUAAAUCACCUGUACCCUUCUCAGAUGUCAACUUGUAUACAGGUAAUGCACACGCACCGCGCUGGGGACCUGACAGCUCCGUCUCUGAAGUCAGUACUAUUCAACUCGAGUUCCGUGAUCUCUCAUUUACUACGGGGGAUCCAAAGUACAAGCAAGCUGUAGAUAAGGUAAUGAUGCACCUUCACAAUUUGCCAAAGAAAGAAGGUCUGGUACCAAUAUUUAUCAAUGCCAACUCUGGUCAAUUCCGACCCAACUCUAUCUUGACCCUGGGUGCACGAGCCGAUAGCUACUAUGAAUAUUUACUCAAACAGUGGUUACAGACGAGCAAAUCAGAAAAAAUAUUCCUUGAUGAGUACUCGGCAGCAGUAGAAGGCAUCAAGAAGAAACUCUUAGGACAAUCUGAGCCAAACAAACUAACAUUCAUUGGAGAGCUUCAUAGAGAUUCAUUUACCCCUAAGAUGGACGAGCUGGCCUGCUUCUUUCCUGGUACGCUAGCCCUUGGUCAUUUCAACGGGCUACCAGAGUCUCACCUGGAGCUAGCCCAAGAGGUUGCCCAUACCUGCUUCCAGAUGUAUGCUCAGAUGCCCACCUUCCUGGCACCCGAGAUCACAUACUUCAAUACACUGCCUGGUGUCAAAGAGGAUCUUAUCAUCAAGCCUGCAGACACACACAACCUGCUCAGACCAGAGACCAUCGAGAGCUUCUUCUACCUCUACCGCAUCACGGGACAAAACUUCUACCGGGAGUGGGCCUGGAAAAUCUUCCAAGCCUUUGAGAAGUACACCAAGAUACCAGGCGGAGGCUACUCGUCCAUCGGUAACGUGAAAAACCCUGAUAACGUCAACAUGAGGGACAAGAUGGAGAGCUUCUUCUUAGGUGAAACGUUGAAAUAUUUGUUCCUUAUAUUCAGCGAUGACCCGAACUUAAUACCGCUGGAUAAAUAUGUAUUCAACACCGAGGCUCAUCCGCUACCGGUGAGAGAUGGUCGAGGCAAUCAAGUGCAAUAAUUGUAGUAUGAAUGAAAUUAUGUUGGUAAGAUUUUGAAGCCUUAUUUGCUCAUGUCAUGGUAUGAUGGUGAUGUCUAAUCGGGGGCUGGUAUCACUAAGAGUUGCAAUCAAACCCAACUCCAGAAUUCCAAGUGUACUUGAUUUUCAACCAAUCAGAAUCAUGCAUUUGGGAGUUGCAUUUGGUUUUGUUUUAGUCAAGAUCAAACUCUUUGUGCAAUAAGCCUAAAAAAGGCCAUGACAGGGAAUCGGACAUCUGAUGGUUUCCACUAUGAGCUCCACCACCGGCAAAGUGCAUCUAGGCAAUGUUUCAUAAAUUGUUUGAUAUAAACUGGGUUCCAAGAGAAACUGAUGAAAAUUGGCAUGGACAUUGCACAAAUUUGAAAUGUUUAUGUUAAUUUCCAGUAACUACUAUGUGAUUGAGCCAAUCACUAAAACAUGCCUGUAAAGGACAUGUGUAAUAAACUGAGAAGUUUAUUUAAUCCCAUCUCAUUUUCAUUGGCCUUUCUUUUGCCUUUUUUACUUUGGAUUCUGAAACAGAUUGGUGUGAGGGCUAUAUUGAACCGAUCUCUUAAUUGUUAACAUGUGCUUGGUAACGAUUAUUGAAGCUAGCCUGUGUAAAAAUAUUGUUCAUUUUGACUGAGAGGAAUUUGUACAGUGCUCUUGUAAAGUUUAAUCAGUUUCUUUUGGAACCCAGUUUAUAUCACUUCACAACUAUGGUGAUAAUCUACUGAUAAUCAUGAAAGCUGAUUGGCAGACAGAUAUUUGCCAUAUAAAUACGGUAAUGAUUUUUGCCCAAUUCUGUUCGCUGGUCGACAUCAGCAAAUUGGUGCAAUCAUUUCAGCAAUGCACUAGCCAUAGUUUCUGUCAAACUAACCAAAGUUAUGAAAGGAAAUGAGGUCUUUAGUGCAUUAAGUAUCUGACUGUGCUAUGCUAUGCAUAAAAAGUGUUGCACAAGGCAUUCUUGCACACGAGUGCAGUAAAAUGCAAAUGAGGUUCCUCCAAAGCAAUUAGAGAACAAUUUGACAAAUUAAUGCAAAUUUACUAUUGUUUCUUCCUGCCGAUUCAGACAUUAUACUAGUAAAGGUGAUGAAUAUGUUUCCCAGAUGUAUAAAUUAUUUUGCAUGAAUUAUUUAUGAAGAAUAUUUGAUUUGUUGAAUGAAUUAUAUGUUGUAAAUCAUGAAUGAGCCAUUUCAAAAUUGCAAUUUGACUCAAGGUUUAUUCAUUAUAUUGUUCGUUAUUAUACCCCUCCAAAGGUUUGCAAUUCAGGUUAAGAAAUUAUAUUUCUCUUAUUACUCUAUCAUCACACUUGCUUUCUGUAUGAUAGAAAAUCCUUUAUAUUCCCCUUUACAUUGAUGAUUUGUAAGGAUUGCUUUAUUGUAACAUGCAUGUUGGAUCUGUAUGUGGGACUAAUGGAAAGAUCAUUGUUGCUAAAAAUGCAGUGGUUUUUGCCGAUGGGGGAACAUUCGUUCGUUUCUUGAACUUUGCUUUACGUUCCUUUAGACUUUGCCUCAUGAUUAUAUGCGUGUUCCAUGAUUAUUCAAUUGUUGGGAAUGGGGCAUCAAAAUUGAAAGGGAAAUAGAUAGGCUUCAGAACGUGCCAACAUGAUAUUAAAUACUAAUAUGUAUAUGAGAAAUUGUAAUGCUCAGUCCUGAAAUACAAUACUUUUUGAUGUUGUGUUCAUGUGUCAUACACAAUUAACAAGGAUUUUAGUGUGAACAUCAUUGGAACUCUUGAUUAAAGGGAUCUGCUUCCUUUUUCAUAUAACUUGGUAUCAAUGACAAAUGCACAAUUUCGAUAGCUAAAUUAGCCAUCAGACUAUGAAGUGCUAGUAGCUGUUGACAGGUUGAUAAUUCAAUACUGAUAAGCAUUAUGAAAUGGGACACUGGUGAUCUAUAUAUCAUGACUAUGAACUUUGGGAAUGUUUUAGUCAACCUGGUUGACAUUAUGAUGAUUACACAAAUAUCAAGAUGAAUUUUUAUCUGUGCUUCCAUUAUAUUAAGUUGUGUUAUAUUUACUUUUUGUCAGUUAUCAGAUGUCGAUGUAGUUUAUAGAGACAUGAAACAGACGAAAUUACCAGUGCGUGGUCAUGUUCAUGGGUAUAUACAUGUUCUUACAUCAUUGUUAAAUAGCAAAGAAAACAAAUUGGAACUAUGUUGUAUAUUUAAAUUCUUAUCAGCAAACUAUGUACUUUAAAUAAAAGAUAAUGUAUGUGCAUGAAAUGUUUCAGUUGUUGGCAAGCUGGGCAGGGCUAUGGGAGGGGGGGGAAGGGGUGUUGACCAUCCUCUCCCUAUGAUUUUUCAAUGAAUAAAAAAAGAGGGAUGGAUAGGAAGCAAAGAAAGAAGACUGUUGGUUUAAAAAACUUUGGAACUGUCUUGUAUGUUUCAGUUCUUAUUAAAUGUCAUUCAUAAGCAGUGCAGCGAUAUGGGGGGAUGGGGUUGUUUCACAAACUUCCCACCCUUAUUAUUUUUCAAAUAGUAAAGAAAGAGGAGGAAAAAAAGAGGGAUGAUAGGGAAGAAAGAUUGUCCCCCCCCCACAUCAAAAUUCCCUGGUGGUGUCCCUGUUCACAAGUGAUGACAAAUUUCACUUGAAACACGACUCAUAGUGACAAAGUGUGAACAUUUACAUAUGUGCUUAACCAAUGACAUAACUAAUGCUUCAGUGUUGCGUAAACUAUUGUUCCUGAAUUCACAGAGGUGGUUUUGAAAACCCAUGGUUGAAUCCAUGGUUUAUGCAGAUUUCUUGUAUAAAUUACGCUUAAUUUUGCGCGUAUCGGGCACGUGUAUAAAAAUUGUCCAAUACUGAUGCGCACUUUGGUCACAGAGCGCCAAAUUGAUGCCUGUUACCAUGGUUAGAUACGCCAUUUUAUUCACGAGUCCACUGUUUGAAGAGUCGACUCAUG